AUGCCGAAGCCGGGAGUUCGCGGCUCAGGUCGCGACCCCCCGCGCUCCCCCUCCCCCCCCGCGCGACCGCUAGCGCACAGAACGACAUCGCUGCCGGAUCUCGGUGGCGAGUCGCACGACGCGCCGCAGCGGCCCGCUGAGGUGAGAAGAGGACCAAGCACCCGCGGCGACAUCGCCCACCCUGCUGGCAGUGGCAGUACCAGCAGUGGAGCGAAUACCGCCGCGAGACACAGCGUCCCCAAACGCCCUACAAACUUUCGCCCGGUGCCAUCGCACCCCCCGGGACCAGCAACAGUGGGUCGAGCGCAGCAAGUGCGCGCCCCCCCACCGCAACCUCGCCCCUCCGCCGCGAAACAAGCGCGUCCGGAUACGCAGCCCGCGAGUGCCGUCACGUCCCCCGCGCGCCCCGCGCCCUCGGACGCAGUGCCGCCGCGUUCCGACGCGCCGCCCGCGCGCUCCGCCACGCGCCCCGCCGCGAGUGUGACUAGUGCGCGAGUCGGUGGGCAAGCUGUGUGCUCAGCAGCACCCCCCGCGCGCCCCGCCGCACGGUAG
Molecule: messenger RNA, 552 nt
Organism: Helicoverpa zea (corn earworm)
Lineage: Eukaryota; Metazoa; Arthropoda; Insecta; Lepidoptera; Noctuidae
Product: basic proline-rich protein-like
Exons: 1
Coding region: 1-552 (183 amino acids)
Source: RefSeq, a predicted model, not a curated record